Molecule: messenger RNA, 860 nt
Organism: Trichomycterus rosablanca
Lineage: Eukaryota; Metazoa; Chordata; Actinopteri; Siluriformes; Trichomycteridae
Product: cystatin-F
Exons: 4
Coding region: 7-465 (152 amino acids)
Biological process (GO): immune response; negative regulation of microglial cell activation; positive regulation of myelination
Cellular component (GO): endoplasmic reticulum; Golgi apparatus; late endosome
Molecular function (GO): cysteine-type endopeptidase inhibitor activity
Source: RefSeq, a predicted model, not a curated record
ACAGCCAUGGCCACUUGGUAUCACUUGCUCUUAGUUUUUCUUCUGACUGGGUUUUGCACACUUGAGAAAUCGUCAGUUCAUACCUUUGCAAGUGGACCGACUCCCGGCAAACCACAGAAUGUCAGCAAAAAUGACCCAGCUGUUAAACAGGCUGUCCUAACUGCAACUUACUCCUUUAACAAUCAGUCAAAUGAUGCCUUCUUUUUCAAGGCUUCUGCUAUUGAUGAUGCGCAAAGACAGAUUGUUAAAGGUGUCAUGUACAUUCUGGAGGUAGAAAUAUCUCGGACCAAGUGUAAGAAGAGAGAGACCAAUGUUGACCUUGCUAAGUGUCCCUUCCAGUCAAAACGUGUGUUGCAAGAGACAUUGCUUUGUAAAUUUGAGGUGUGGGCUAUACCAUGGCAGAAAAUAAUGAAGACCACAUCUUUCUUUUGCUCUGCUUCAUAUCGUAGUAAGCCAGCCUUAUAAAUCAUUUUCCCAGUACUACAAAUAAUAAUGUAAAACAUGUAAUGGGAAACUGAGUUAACAGAUAUCUGAGUAAAUCUGGCAAAGAAUAAAUGACCCAACUAGCAUUUGGAAAAAUAUGUGGAUUUCCAGUUUAAUCUGUUCAAUAGUUUGCAUGUGAAUGCUGCACUUCAGAGAGUCUAGGAGUGGUACAAUGAAAGGUGGAGAAAGCUUGCUUUUAGUAUACCGCUUACGAUAAUUGAAGGUUUUACAGUACAUGCAUCUUUUGUUUGAAUAUAAAUACCAAAUAUGCUCAGUUUUCAAUGUCGAAUCCAAUUAUACAAAGUAGAUGAAUCUGAAAGUUAGAUUUUUGCAUUAUGAUGUGGAUAAAGAAAUAAAAAUAGCCUUAAAGGCUCCUA